Messenger RNA from Neohortaea acidophila, 1394 nucleotides. RefSeq lists its product as uncharacterized. Bases 254 to 1147 code for a protein of 297 amino acids. The transcript has 2 exons. The record is from RefSeq and is a predicted model, not a curated record. Lineage: Eukaryota; Fungi; Ascomycota; Dothideomycetes; Mycosphaerellales; Teratosphaeriaceae. Gene Ontology annotation, molecular function: mRNA binding.
UCUUUCAAUAGACUCAUUCUCCAUUGCAAACGGGGAAGGGAAGUGUUGCAGGAGUUCACCUGACAAACGGCCGCUGCCAAACGUGGUGCCACUCACUCGACAAAAGCUCAACGCCACCGGUCAAUACGGCAACCCUUACCUUCCGAGUCACGGCGCAAACCCCGGCGCAUACGGACCGUAUCAGCCCCAUCCCACCCAGCAGUUCUACUAUCCCGUCUACUCAUAUCCUGGCCCACCUGCCACCUAUCCGGUCAUGGCACAUCCAUCCUGGAACAACAACGCCCAGUACCCUCAACAGCAGCAGCAGCAGUACAACUACCAGUACCCGGCAGGCUACAACGCAUAUGCUCAAGCGCAACCACAAGCACAGUAUCAGACUGCUCCCCCGGAGAUCCGCAACCCAUUCGCUCCCCCGCCUGCACCAUCCCAAUACGCCUCCCAAAACUCACAGUACGAUCCAGAGUACGAUGCACAGGUAGCGGCGUGGCAGGCAACUUACGCACCCCAAGACCAACUCGACCGUGGCAAGAAAGGCUCCGGCAAAGGCGAGCAAGGCGGCAACCCCAACUUCACCGAAGUCGGCGUUCGUCAAGGACCCGUAGCCCCUGGCAAGCAACCCCAACCCACCGACACUCCCGCGAACGCUCAUAGCGAUGAAAAGCCAAACAAGACCGUCGUCCGUAAAGGCGGUGGGCAGUCAUGGCAGGACGACUCCCUCCUCGAGUGGGACCCGACGCAGUUCCGCAUCAUGGUCGGCAAUCUCGCGGGCGAAGUGACCGAUGACUCUCUCGCCAAAGCUUUUGCACAGUAUGGCGUCUCGAAAGCGCGGGUGGUUCGUGACAAGCGCACGACAAAGUCGAAGGGCUAUGGCUUCGUGUCGUUCACGGACGGCGAAUUGGGUUUCAAGGCUGCGCGUGAGAUGACGGGUAAGUACAUCGGCAGCCAUCCCGUCACCAUUCAGCGGUCCAAAACAGAUCUUCGCCCCGUCAUGCGCAAAGACAACGAUAAGGGCAAGGGGAAAGGAAAGGGCAAGCAGCAGGGCGGUGGCGGGCCGAAGCAUCAGAGUGAUCCGCUUAGGGCGAAUACAGGAGCGCAUAUUGAGAAGAAGCCGGUGAAGAACCCGGCGGGUUACAAGAUUCUCGGUUGAGAGAUGUUUUCGUGAUUUUAGCGAUGGUGUUUGGGGGUGAGGCUCUUCCACAUGGCAUGUUAGAGAGCGAAAGGAAGACAACUAAACAAACAGUGAGGCUGAAGAGUCUCAUGACUACGGCCAGGCUGGAUAGCAAUCGAAUCAUCACCUGUUCUCCAAGACACGAGGUAUCUUAAGCUUUCGUUCGAUACGUGGUCCUGGCACCAUUCCUGUAACAAUUCUACUAGUUCCAGGUACAAAGUUGCGU